UGUUGGCACCUGGUGCAGUCUGCUCCGUCGUGGUCGAACGCAGGAUUCUGGGGAAGCCAGUUGCACUGACUCGAAAGCUACACUACACAAGUCCUCCGGCAGGUGGCGCUAGUUGUCAGUCUUUUUUUUUUUUUUUUUCUCCCCCCACCAGGCAGCGACUAGCACCUAGUGUUUUUUGAUUUUUCUCUCCCUUUCUGUUAACACCAACUUGAGGCAGACGCCACUUUUGACUCUCCGAGCUAGAAACUGAACAGAAAAGUCCAUCAUGAACGACAGUGAAGGACAUUUAGCCGGACCCAGGCGGCCAGUUGUCCCCCCUUUCUCCACCAGGACCCUGCACCACCCUUCCUUCCUGCCCCUUUACAUGGCAGCAGGCUUUGCCCACCCUCACGGAGACUGUAACGACCGAGCAGUCCUUCCCAUCACCCCGGCUGAGUUCUUCUACACCGACCCCGCCAUGAGCUGUGGGAGGAGGAUCCCCAACAUAGUGAGUGAUCUCGGGGUUUUCGAUUGCUUGCGGCUCAACACUCCACUACCGGUCAUGUCCGCCUGCCUGGCCCCACCAACUCGUCCAGACCCAUUCAAAUCCGGGCCACACCCCACUAGAGACCUGGGCAGCCCCAAGUGGAGAAUGAACCCCGUCCAUUCCCCAGUGCGGCCAAGCCGGGCCGUUCUCCAGCUUACCCAGGAGGAGGACCAGGCCAUCACUAACCUCCUGAAGCUGCACCACCAGGAGCCUGGACAAAGUGAUGAGACCCUUACUGCUGCACCAAUGGACUUUUCCAGUGUUGCAGAGCCACCAGUAGACUUGAAUCCCUGUCCGUUCCUUACUCACCCUAAACCUAUGGAUUUCACAUCAGCUGAGGAAGUAUACAAGCCCCCCUGUAGUGAUGUGCAAUAUCCAAGGAUGGCUGGUUUGGGGAGUCAGUUGCAGCGGGGAAGAGGUUGGUCAGAUAUGGAGUUUGAAGCAGUUGAUACCCUCUUGAGUCGCUUUAGUGUCAUGGAGGAGGACAGAAUCUGGGGAAAGUGCCACCAGAAAUCAGCAGUAACACUUCCUGAUGCUCCACCAUACCAGCAUUAUAAGGAUUUACCAGUAGGCACUGAAAACCGACAAGAAUCUGCAGCUUUACCCGCAUUAAAAGCUACUCAUUCUCCUCAAAGUGACAUUGGCUAUAUCAGGUUAACAUGUGUCAGUGAGAAUGGAGAACCAGGCUGGGGGGAGUUUAGGUCUGUUGAGGACAGAAGUGUCUCUGGAGAUUUUUCAGAGGUGAGGGAACGGAUGCUCUCAGAUUCGGAGGGGGAUGCUGUGCAUGUACUCCUUAGCCUUGGAGACAUGGGAACUUUGGAUAUCCUGUAGUGACGGUCUUAAACCUGCGGGUCUCCUUGUCCCUUGGUAUGUUUGUGAAGGAUUUUACUACAUUUUUACUACUUGCUCUUUGCCCUUUUGUUUUUUGCGGUGGAUGUUCAGAAAAAGUAAAUUUGCAUCAAAACACUUUAUGGGGAUGCUUAUAGGAUGCGAAUUUAUUUCCCCACUAGGAUGAAAAUGAAAACUGUAUUUUCAUGUCUAACUUUGAAUAUUGCACACACGCCUCAUUAUUUUCUAUUAGUGUUCAAUAAAAAUGAUCCACAGU
This is a messenger RNA of Xiphias gladius (swordfish), 1631 nucleotides long. RefSeq lists its product as uncharacterized. Gene Ontology annotation, biological process: regulation of DNA-templated transcription. Lineage: Eukaryota; Metazoa; Chordata; Actinopteri; Istiophoriformes; Xiphiidae. The record is from RefSeq and is a predicted model, not a curated record. Gene Ontology annotation, cellular component: nucleus; cytoplasm. The coding region runs from base 266 to 1357 and encodes 363 amino acids. The transcript has 4 exons.